AUGGGUCCCAAAAAGGGUGUUAAAGCUCCAGUUGCAGCUUCCAAGAAGAAACCCGAGAAAGUUACAAACCCCCGUUUCUCGAAAAGCCCGAAGCAAUUCGAAAUUGGUGGGGCAUUGCCUCCUAAGAGGGAUUUGACUAGAUUCGUGAUGUGGCCAAAGGAUGUUCAGGUUCAGAGGAAGAAGAGAAUUCUGAAGCAGAGGUUGAAGGUUCCCCCAGCUUUGAACCAGUUCACAAAAACUCUUGGCAAAAAUCUAGGUCAGUAA
This is a messenger RNA of Lathyrus sativus (Indian pea), 264 nucleotides long. NCBI's taxonomy places the organism in Eukaryota, Viridiplantae, Streptophyta, Magnoliopsida, Fabales, Fabaceae. The record is from the annotation of a GenBank genome assembly.